This is a messenger RNA of Hibiscus syriacus, 820 nucleotides long. RefSeq lists its product as uncharacterized. Bases 203 to 751 code for a protein of 182 amino acids. The record is from RefSeq and is a predicted model, not a curated record. The transcript is spliced from 4 exons. NCBI's taxonomy places the organism in Eukaryota, Viridiplantae, Streptophyta, Magnoliopsida, Malvales, Malvaceae.
UCAAUUUCCCCAAACUUGACUUUACAGUUCCUUGUUUCCCCUUCAAGUUAUCCCUUUAACUCCUUUACGUUUUUCUUUCUCAUGCUGUAAAACUCCUCUUUUAAGUCAGUCUCACAGUGCUCCAUAAAAACAACAUAUGUUCAUCGUUUGUUUUCCACACUUGUUCUAGUUUUUUAAGUUUUACUGUAUAAGAAAAGAUCGUAUGGGGAACUGUCAAGCUGCUGAGGCAGCCACCGUGGUGAUUCAACACCCAGGGAACAAGAUCGAGAGGGUUUACUGGUCGGUUAGUGCUAAUGAAAUCAUGGGUUCGAAUCCGGGUCAUUACGUUGCACUCGUGGUCACCUCGCCCACUUUAAAAAACGAAAAUGGUACGCCGGUGAAGCAGCUCAAGCUCUUGAAACCGAAUGAUACUUUGUUAAUCGGCCAUGUUUACUGGCUCGUCAGCUUCGAAGAUGUUUUGAAAGAAUUUGCAGCAAAGAAGUGCGUGAAACUCGGGAAACUGUUGAAAGAAAACGGAGGGCUUGGACUUGGGAUGGAGUUGAACAGAAAGGUUUUGCCCACAUAUGCUUCCAGUAUGAACCCAAAACUUAACUCCAAAUCUGACCACAGCAGUGAUGUUCAGGUGGAGCAGGAAGUUAAUAGACCGGGAAGCAGCGGCAGCAGUAGGUACAUGGGCAGACAUCAUGGCGGUGGUAGUGGUGGCGGGCAAUGGAGGCCAGCCUUGAUGAGCAUUGCAGAGAUUGGAAUUUGAAAUGCAGUGUAGUUGCAUAUUGCAUGCUUCUUCCUUUUCUUCUUCUUCUUCCUCUCCUCCCGUAUCUCC